ACCAAUAUUUGCAUCUGUUCAAAAACUAAAAAUAAACUUGAAAAACAACGCGUCCAUGGCAUAUAAAUUAAUGUGGAUCCUAGUGGAUUGCAUCAGGACGGUUUAAGAAAUUGCCAAAGAAACAAUUAUGUUCAGAAUAACUAGCAGUAUCCUUUUGGUAGCACUAUUGAUUAAUUUCACUUGUGGAUUAGAGCGAUGGGUCAAAAGUGCCGGUGUUGCCAAUUUGGACUGUCCAUUGGACGAUAAUCCAGAUGAACCUACACUUUUAGCAUUCUCCGGAGAUUGUUCAAAAUUCAUUAAGUGUUCUUACGGAUUGGGAUACACUCUAUCAUGUCCUAGAGGUUUACACUUUUCAACUGCUUUGCUACGAUGUGAAGCACCAACAAUUGCCAAGUGCAAUUCAAAUGGAACUCCUUCUAAUCCACAAGUUGGCGGUGGAACAUGCACCUUCAUGUAUAAAUCUCAUCCUACUGACUGUUCAAAGGCUAUUCAAUGCGUAAAUGGAGUUGAAAUAGAAUUAGAUUGUCCUGCAGGUUCAAAGUGGGAUAAAUCUAAUUCCAAAUGUUCUUUUGGUAACGUUGUUUGUUAAAAGUUUUCUACUACAAUAUAUCUUUGGAAAAAAAGUGCCUAACAUGAUUCUGCAACUAUUAUACUUAAAAAUAUACAUAAAUAUAUAAAAUUAA
Eupeodes corollae is the source of this 683-nucleotide messenger RNA. RefSeq names its product peritrophin-1-like. Gene Ontology annotation, molecular function: chitin binding. NCBI's taxonomy places the organism in Eukaryota, Metazoa, Arthropoda, Insecta, Diptera, Syrphidae. The transcript has 2 exons. Bases 128 to 589 code for a protein of 153 amino acids. The record is from RefSeq and is a predicted model, not a curated record. Gene Ontology annotation, cellular component: extracellular region.